Prunus dulcis (almond) is the source of this 2004-nucleotide messenger RNA. Its product is annotated as glycosyltransferase BC10. Gene Ontology annotation, cellular component: membrane. The record is from RefSeq and is a predicted model, not a curated record. Lineage: Eukaryota; Viridiplantae; Streptophyta; Magnoliopsida; Rosales; Rosaceae. The coding region runs from base 280 to 1392 and encodes 370 amino acids. Gene Ontology annotation, molecular function: glycosyltransferase activity. The transcript has 2 exons.
CUUCCCUACAACAAACUGGAAUCAUCAGUUUCCUUCUCCAAAUCCCCCAAAUCUCAUUUCUCCCGAACUCUCUCUCUCUCUCCCACUUCAAGUCCACUGGAGUCGUUCAAGCAGCAGCAACAGCCUCCUCAGCCUCCAACCACGCCCAAACACAGAGAAAACAGGCACACAAUUCCAGUCCACCAGAAGUCCCAUAGAACCUCACCUACCCAAUCAGCCACCCCAACCGCCGCCGCCGCCUCCUCCUCCUCCUCCCUGGUAUGCUCCUCCUCCCAUCCAAUGUUCUCCUCCACCCCAUUCCUCGUCUCCUUCCUCCUCCUCCUCUCCCUCUCUCUCCUCUUCCUCUUCGCCCCACGCUUCCUCCCCCCUUCCCGCCCUCCGAUCCCCAUAUCCGCCUCCGACGAGCUCGACGACCAGAUCCUCUUCAACCGCGCCCUCAACCCUAACCCUAGAAAACCCAAGCCUACAUUCUCCCACCUCGCCCUCGAUUCGAAAUCCUCCAAACCCAAGAUCGCCUUCCUCUUCCUCACCAACUCUGACCUCCACUUCGCCCCCCUCUGGUCCCUUUUCUUCUCCAAAACCAACUCCAAUCUUUACAAUAUUUACGUCCAUGCCGAUCCCGCCGCCAACGUCACCCUCCCUCCCGGCACCGUCUUCCACAACCGCCUCGUCCCUUCCAAGCGCACUUACCGCGCUUCCGCAACCCUCAUCUCCGCCACGCGCCGCCUCCUUGCCUCUGCUGUCAUCGACGACCCUGCCAAUCUAUUCUUCGCCGUUUUAUCCCAGUACUGCGUCCCCCUCCACUCCUUCCGGUACGUCUACAACUCGCUCUUUUUCUCCACCACCUUCGACUUGACCCGACCCGCCACCGGCUCCGACGCCGAGUUGGCCCAGAUGGGCCUCAAGGUCCGGCCCAAGAGCUUCAUCGAGAUCCUCUCCAAAUCGGCCAGUCUCUGGAAGCGGUACUCCGCCCGUGGACGCUUCGCGAUGAUGCCGGAGGUCCCGUUCGAGCAGUUCCGGGUCGGGUCCCAGUUCUUUCUCCUCACCCGACGCCACGCGCUCGUGGUUUUGAAGGAUCGGGCGCUGUGGAGAAAAUUCAGAAUGCCGUGCUAUCGAGAAGACCAGUGCUACCCUGAAGAGCACUAUUUUCCGACGUUGUUGUCAAUGGCGGAUCCGGAUGGGUUAACCCGUUACAGCCUGACCCGGGUAAAUUGGACGGGUACGGUAAAAGGGCACCCGUACACUUACCUACCCGGGGAAGUGUCGGCGGAGCUGAUUCAUCGGCUGCGGAAAUCGAAUUUGUCGGAGUCGUACCUGUUCGCGAGGAAGUUCUCGCCGGAUUGCUUGAAACCCUUGUUGGGUUUGGCCGAGAAGGUCAUUUUCCGGGACUGAGAUUCUGCUCAUUCACUCUGGUGAAAAGAAAAAAACCAGUGAAAAUGUUGUUUUCCGAGGGGGUGGUGAGGAUUUGGCAACAAGUUGGAGAAACCGAGUGGGGGAAUACGGUUUUGGAGAGGCGUAAGAAUUUGCCCCCAAACUUUUGACCCAUAGGAAAUUCCAACUGAGUCGUUUCCUCUCGAACAAGAUAAUAUAAAAAGGGAGAAGAACUUGUAUAUCACGGAUUGUUAUCCGCAACCACUCACGUUCGGCCAAAAAGUAGAGGAAAAAGAGAAACCUCAAACCAGUCUGCCACCCACUAGUGUCAAAGUAUUGAAAGGGGAAGCAAAGCAAGCAAGGUACCCCUUCUUUUUUAUUUUUUUCAUUUUGGGUUAAAACUAAAAGAAAAUUGGUAUUUUGUGGCGUGAUGAUAUAGUGGUACCAGCAGACAUGGUGUAGUGUAUGUAUAGCAGUAGGUCCUUUGUCUUUUUGAUGCGUGUUUUGUACAUAUUAAUAUGAAAUGUAGAAAUGGAAUAUUUGUACGGUGUAAUACACGACAAGAAAAAAGGGUCCCCAUUGAAUUUGAGGGGCCUAAGAGUAAUGAAAAUGUUUAUUAUAUUUACCGGGAAA